Messenger RNA from Meriones unguiculatus (Mongolian gerbil), 4035 nucleotides. RefSeq names its product protocadherin beta 7 (gene Pcdhb7). The record is from RefSeq and is a predicted model, not a curated record. Lineage: Eukaryota; Metazoa; Chordata; Mammalia; Rodentia; Muridae. Gene Ontology annotation, cellular component: plasma membrane. Gene Ontology annotation, molecular function: calcium ion binding. Gene Ontology annotation, biological process: homophilic cell-cell adhesion. The transcript has a single exon. The coding region runs from base 352 to 2712 and encodes 786 amino acids.
AACAGGGGGUUUUCUGAUUUUCUUAGAUUUUGGUGGAGAGUAGGAGAGUUUAAUGUAAACCCUGGUACAGAAUGGCUUUAAUCCGCCAUCUUUUUUGCUCUAAAAACACAAGGUGGCGCUGCAGGCUAAAAAGAGGAAAAGAAAGGGACGGGAAGGAAGAAAAAUGCACAAAGGGUAUUCCGGAUUUCCCACAAAGCCAUAGGAAAUUACACAGCUUUCAGUAUAGCUUGGGAGAAGACGCCUCACUCUUUUCACAGGAAUUGCUAGUGUCCAGGUCAUUCCUAAGGAUUCCAGCUGCUGACAUUCCAGGGAGCUGCCUGAGGCCAAGUGGAAAGAUUUUUAUUUUGAAGAAUGGAGACCAGAUUGGAGCAAGCUAUGCAGAAAAGGCAAGUACUGUUUCUUUGUGUAUUUCUGGGAGCAUCUUGGGCUAGAGCCAAACAGCUUCAGUAUUCUGUGGCAGAGGAAACUGAUAAAGGCACUUUCCUGGGCAAUCUAGAGAAAGAUUUGGGGUUAAGGCUGGGGGAACUGUCAGCCCGUGAAGCUAGAAUUGUUUCUGACCAGAACACACAGUUUUUACUGCUCAGUCCGCUUACUGGAGAAUUAAUCCUAAACGAGAAGCUGGACCGAGAGGAAUUGUGUGGCCCCACAGAGCCCUGUGUGCUGACUUUCCAGGUGCUGUUGGAAAAACCAUUUCAGAUCUACAGCGCUGCACUCCAUGUCAAAGAUAUAAAUGAUAAUUCUCCAGUAUUUCUAGACAAAGAAAUCCUCUUGAGAAUAUUAGAAAGUACCACUCCAGGGGCGACGUUUCUCUUGGAAAGGGCACAGGAUUCUGACGUGGGAAGGAACAGCCUGAGUAACUACACCAUCAGUCCCAACGCUAACUUCCACAUUCAAGUGCAUGAUGGAGGGGAGGGGAUUGUCUUUCCUGAGCUGGUGCUGGAUCAAAUGCUGGACCGGGAAGAAACACCAGAGUUCACGUUAACUCUCACAGCCUUAGAUGGUGGAGCUCCGCCCAGAUCUGGGACCACCCUGGUGAAAAUCCUGGUGUUAGAUAUAAAUGACAACUCCCCUGAAUUUGUGCAGUCACUCUACAAAGUGCAGUUACCUGAAAACACCCCUGUUGGCUCCUUGGUGGUUGCUGUGUCUGCUAGGGAUUUAGACAUGGGAAGUUAUGGACAAAUAGCAUACACAUUUUUUUAUGCCACUGAGAGAAUUCUCCAAACGUUUCAAAUCAAUUCUACAUCCGGCAGUCUUUAUCUUAAAGGCGAACUCAACUACGAAGCAAUCCAAACUUACUCAAUAACCAUUCAGGCCAAAGAUGGUGGAGGACUCUCUGGGAAAUGCACUGUGGUUGUAGAGGUAAUGGAUGUAAAUGAUAACGCACCCGAACUUCUCAUGUCAUCACUUACUAGCCCAAUUGCAGAAAAUUCGCCAGAAACAGUCGUUGCAGUUUUUAAGAUUAGAGACAGAGAUUCGGGAAACAACAGGAAAACCAUGUGCUCCAUUCCGCAUGAUCUCCCUUUCGUCCUGAAGCCAUCUGUGGAAAAUUUCUACACUCUGGUAACAGAGAAGCCUUUAGAUAGAGAAUCAAACACUGAGUACAACAUCACCAUCACCGUCUCCGACAUGGGCUCACCCAGGCUCACAACCCAGCACACCAUAACAGUGCAGGUGUCCGACAUCAACGACAACGCCCCCGCCUUCACCCAAUCCUCCUACACCCUGUCUGUCCGCGAGAACAACAGCCCCGCCCUGCACAUAGGCACCAUCAGAGCCACAGACUCAGACUCUGGCUCCAAUGCCCACAUCACCUACUCGCUGUUGCCAUCACAGGACCGGCAGCUGGCACUGGUGACGCUCAUCUCCAUCAAUACCAAUAACGGGCAGCUGUUCGCGCUCAGGUCCCUGGACUAUGAGGUCCUGCAGUCCUUCGAGUUCCGUGUGGCCGCCACAGACCAAGGCUCUCCAGCUCUCAGCAGCCAGGCGCUGGUGCGCGUCCUGGUGCUGGACGACAAUGACAAUGCGCCCUUCGUGCUUUACCCUCUGCAGAACGCCUCUGCGCCCUGCACUGAGCUGCUGCCCAGGGCGGCGGAGCCCGGCUACCUGGUCACCAAGGUGGUGGCAGUGGACCGCGACUCUGGCCAGAACGCCUGGCUGUUAUUCCAGCUGCUCAAGGCCACGGAGCCAGGGCUGUUCAGCGUGUGGGCACACAAUGGCGAGGUGCGCACCACCAGGCUGCUGAGUGAGCGCGAUGCCCCCAAGCACAGGCUGCUGCUGCUGGUCAAGGACAAUGGCGAUCCUCAGCGCUCUGCCAGUGUCACACUGCAUGUGUUGCUGGUGGAUGGCUUCUCCCAGCCCUACCUGCCUCUGCCAGAGGUGGCGCGCGACCCAGAGCAAGAAGAGGACUCGCUAACACUCUACCUGGUCAUAGCCUUGGCAUCUGUGUCUUCGCUCUUUCUCUUGUCGAUGCUGCUGUUUGUGGGGGUGAGGCUGUGCAGGAGGGCCAGGGCGGCCUCUCUGGGUGUCUGCUCUGUGCCUGAGGGACACUUUCCUGGACACCUGUUGGAUGUCGGCAGCGCAGGGACCCUUUCCCAGAACUACCAAUAUGAGGUGUGUCUGACUGGAGGAUCAGGGAUUUCCAGUGAAUUUAAGUUCCUAAAACCAAUAGCUCCCAACUUCCUAACCGAAAGUACAAGCAGAGAAGUGGAGUAAAAAUAAAUAAAUAAACCCUUUUUGUCCUUGGAUGCAGCCCUAGUUUAAAGUAAGCCCUUGUUGCUUAAAGAAGAAUGAGUUUCUGUUAAUUUAGUACAGAAAAUAAUGCCUAUAUUUAUUCCUAAGAACCAAGGCAUGAAAUGCAUGUGUUGUGUGUUAUCUCAAAUUUAAUUUGAUUCCUCUUGUUUUUAAGCAUUUGUUGAAUUUUAUUCUAUUAAAUGACAAAUCUGGGUAGGGAUGCUUAAAACUGUUUUUCCAUUGUCUAAUCUGAUACUUAUGUUCUGAGUUGUUGGAAUUAUGUAUAAAUAUAGCUACAUUACAUUUUGGGAGGUUAUACUAUGCAGAUUUUGUUAAGUUUCUUUAGUAAUUACUAUGCAUCAUGUAUAAUUUCGUCACCUUUUUGAGACAUAGUUUCCCUUUGUUCGGAUGAGCUUGAACUGUUAAUCUUCCUGCUCCAGAGUCCCAAAGUGCUGGCAUUACAGGGCCUCAGCCUGUUUCCCCACUUUAUUUCAUAAGAGUAGAGGUAUUUAAAUAAUGAGCAAGUAGAAGUUCAUAGAGACUUGGUAAGUUCCACAAUUAUUAACUGGCAGAGCAUCUCCUAAUUGUUUCUGUUGUGUUUUUCUUGUUUAAAGUGUGGGAGAUUUUGUUGUUGUUGUUCUGUCCAUCCUGCAAGGAAGGUGACUUUGCAACAAUAUUAUGCUGUUUUCUGUCAUUCUAUCACUCGAUAUCAUCUGUCAGACUAUAUUGCUUAUCAUCCUCUCCUGUAUUCAGAAAGGGCAAUGCUCCUCUUGGCCUGUAAUCGUACUUCCUUAUAAACUGACAACCCCUUUUUGGGGGUUUAUUUUCCAACUAUUAUUAAAACUAUGCCUUAACUAGAUAUUAAGAUCUAAAAAAAAAAAUGGGUGCUGGACAUAGUGGAACGUGCUUUUAAUCCCAGCAUUGGGAAGGUGGAUGGGUAGGGAGCUCUGUGAGUUUGAAAGCAACCUGGUCUACGGAAAAGUUCCCUGACAGAUGAGGUGACCUAGAGAGACCCUGUCUCAGAAGCUGGAGGUGCAGGAGAAGAAGGAGCAAAGAAGGAGCUUCUCCACAUCAAAUGACCACAUAUAUCAUUGGGUUACUCUUCCGCCACAUCCGUUUCUCAUUUAUAAGAAGGGGAGUUUACAAACAGCCCUAGGAUUUGCCCAAGAAUCACAGCUACUGUUUCUGUGGUUCAUCACACUAGAAGUACAUAAUUUCCCAAACCUUCCAUUACUAGAAACAUACAUGCACACAUAUGUAUAUAUUUCUUGCAGAUAUUUUUUUCCUUCCAGGUUGUUAUUUAAA